GGCAGUACAUAUGGCUUAUAGUCAGAACAAAACAGGAAGACCCAACAGAACUGCUCUUUAUUCUCCUCUGGUCUUCUCUCUUCUUUAGACUCAACAGAGCCUCAAGGGUACAGUGAGCCACAGAAGGGACGCCACACAGUGAUACCUUCUGCUCCGUCUGAUUUUCAAGAAACACCUUCCACUGUGCUGAGGCUGGGAGACCGGUUUUCUACCAGGUUACCCCUUUACCUUCUUUCUACAAGCUGAGUCCCCACCAGUACCUUGAGGAUGAUCUCUUCUGCCUGUGAACACCUGAGUCUAGGUGAAGGGGAGAAACAAAUCAAAAGAGAACUACCAAAGAAAGAGCUCUGAAGAGAAAGGAAGGCAGACAUUGGACAUAGUCUGUCAGGAGUGAAUGUUCACCUGUGAAGUAUGGUGACCUGAGGAGUCUCCGCUUCUUCCCUAAGCACACACAGGGCACUCUACCCAGCAAAGCCUCCAGUGACUGCAACCAUCUGAAGAUGAGUGAUCAGAGAGGAGGCUGUCAAUGCCUGCUCCCCUACUGUGGUGCCUUCUGGUUGUACCUCUCCUCUCUCCUUUGCUUGGUCUACACUUGAAUCCAAGCACAAGGACAACAGGUGCAAUUCACGAAGAUACAAUUCACCAGUGCCCAAGAGCUGCUCAGUGCUGUGUUCUCUGCCUUCUUGAUGAGAAAGCUUUUUUUUUUGCCUCAGUAUUUCUUUGUCCAGAAACAUGUUUAACGCUCAUGUGGAAUUCUUGAUGUUGUUGUAGCUACUGAAGGCUGACUCUUGCUCAGGAAUUAAGGAUCAGUCCACAGACUCAACUCUUGGCCAAACAUGUAUGGCUUGAGUUUAUCCAAAGUCCAAACAAAUCAGAUACUCCUUCUGGACAUAAGUCAAAUUCUUUCCUUUGGUCAGGGAUUAAGAAUCAUGCUCCAUGAAGCAAGGGACAGGCAGAAGUUCUUCAGUGACAUUCAGUAUCUACGGGACAUGCAGCAUAAAGUGGACUUCGAGUAUCAGGCUUGUUUGAGACAACAGGAAAAUAGAAGAGACCCAAAUGAGAAGAAACAAGAUCAGUUUUGGGACCAAGAGACAGGUUCUGAGAGAUCCUUGUUUUCAAGCAAGGCAUCUUCCAAACAGAGUUCUGGUGAGGAAGAGUCUCUAACUGAACCAAGACCAUCAACCAGGAAAUCUGGGAUUAAGGGUGAUUCCAAACUUCCAGCAAUUGACCAAACACCAGUCAAGCAAAAACAUAAAAGUACUAUGACUCCAAGGAAACCAGAACAAGUGGGCUCCAGAAAAACCUCUCCAGCAGAAGCACCAAAAAUUUUAUCAAGAAAGGGGAAACCAAACCUGGGGAGAUUGAGCCCGGAAAUGCACAGUUCAAGAGCAGCUGAGGACAGAAGUAGACAGAAGUGGCAGCCACCAGCAAUGGCACCGACUCUCUGGGGAUCAGAUCCAGCAGUUCAUCAAGAAGACUCGAUAUGGACAGGCAAAACGAAGCUGAAGAGGACAACGCAAGAGAAAAGAAAUUUCAUCUCAUCCUCACAGCUGAUGAGGACAGCUGAGAACCCCGCUGAAGGAACCCGACAAGGAGACCCAAAUGCUCUUUCCCUGAAUGAGCCACAUUCAGCCCUGUCUCAGACCUUCCAAAGAAUGAGGAGUCCUCAAGUGCUCAGUGGAUCCUUGGGGCCACCACUCACAUCCACCUCCAUGGGAGGGCCAAGAAGGACACCAUUUAGGUUCCAAGAGGAAGAAUUUUAUUCCAUGUUAUCACUGAAUAAUGAAGAAGAAACCUACACAGAAGAAGAAAUUCUGUUGGUUAGUAUGCAGUCUCCCUGUUCUCCUUCCAAUUAUAAACCAAGUAAAUUUCUUGGGACAUCUGCCACUCGGGCCAAAAAUAAAAAUUUUGAAGAAAAUGCUGAACAUUACAGAGGUAGUUCUUUAAGAAGCAAGCCCAAUCAGGGCUCAUUAAGAAUAAGCAAUACAAUGGCGCCAGUGACAAAGCAGUUUGUCAGUCAAAGGAUGUUCCAAGAGCCCAGGCUGCCUGAUGGAGAGUCUACUGAAGAAAACAACAGUAGUGACAAUGGAAACGAGAAAAAGACCUUUGAUUCAUGUAACACCAAAUCUGAUUCCAGCCCAGACAAUGAUCUCAAUGCUGAAAAUGAAUCUAGUGAUUGGAUUUCUAUGAAUGAUGGGCCUGGUAUCUGUAACUAUGAAAGAGAUUGCCAAGACUACUUAAAUGGUUCUAGAAAUUUUCUAAAUUACUUAAUUUCUGAUAGACCAAGAUCAUCAAUGAAUUCACCUUAUAAUGCUCUUGGAUCAUUAAUGCAUAUUGCUCUGAGUGAUCAUGUCCCAACAGACUUGUCAAUGCCAUCUACUUUGGGUCACACUUUAGACCCAAGGUUCAGUGAUGCCCAGCAACUGCCUCCUGUUAGAGGUAGGAGUCCAUUUGCCAGUACUGAAAACCACAAUCAUUUUCCAGGAAACAGUGCACACGAAUUUGGUGUCAGGAGAGCAGAGGGCAUUACUCCACCAAGUCAGCCUCAGGGAGCUCCAUUAUAUGCAGAGCUCUUACUAAAUCCUCAAGGCAGCAGGUCCUUGGUGGAUUCUCCUUGCUCAUCUCUACCCAGAAGAAACUUACAAGAUCACUGGCACGCGCUUGGGUCCCUGCAAGAAAAUGUACCUUUCACUUUCUUAGUAUUAUCUGAAUUCCCAAAUCAAAAUAAUACAGACCACCCAUCUGUCUCUGGUUUCACAAAUGGAAAGGGCGCCACUGAGAAAAAGGCAGACCCUGAGAAACUCAAAAAUUUGCGAGAAAGUCUCCUGGAGGAGGACUCAGAGGAGGAGGGAGACUUGUGUCGAAUCUGUCAGAUGGCUGGGGGUUCCCCAACCAUCUCCCUCCUGGAGCCUUGCAGCUGUGUGGGAAGCCUGCGAUUUGUUCACCAAAAGUGCCUGAAAAAGUGGCUGAAAGUGAAGAUAACAUCAGGAGCAGAUCUAAAUGCUGUGAAGAUCUGUGAGAUGUGUAAGCAAGACCUGCUGGUCAACCCGGAUGAGUUUAACAUGACAGAGUUCUACCAAAAGCACCAGCAAUCAUGGGCACAAAAUGAGCUGAUGAAUUCAGGCUUGUACCUGAUGCUGCUGCUUCGCCUGUAUGAACAGAGAUUUGCAGAACUCAUGAGCCUCAACUAUAGGUGGAUCGUGAGAGAAAGGUUGUCAAGAAAUUACUCACAACCCAGACCCGAAGAAAAUGAAAGUAUUUGGGGAUCAGUCCUGCCUUUUUGA
Messenger RNA from Heterocephalus glaber (naked mole-rat), 3284 nucleotides. NCBI's taxonomy places the organism in Eukaryota, Metazoa, Chordata, Mammalia, Rodentia, Bathyergidae. The record is from RefSeq and is a predicted model, not a curated record.